This is a messenger RNA of Paramacrobiotus metropolitanus, 781 nucleotides long. RefSeq lists its product as uncharacterized. The record is from RefSeq and is a predicted model, not a curated record. The annotation marks the transcript as partial. Lineage: Eukaryota; Metazoa; Tardigrada; Eutardigrada; Parachela; Macrobiotidae. The transcript has a single exon.
AUGGUCGCGGCGAUACAAGCGGCGGCUCAAGUGAGACCGGCACCUCAGAAUGUGGCCCCACCGGUACCACAGAACGUGGCCCCUAUGAAUGUAGGGUUACCACAACAAGGAGUGGGUAACGGAAAUUUCGGUGGAAACGGUUAUGGAAACGGAAACUGGAACGGAGGUCAAGGAAACUUCCAGAACCAAGGCCAAGGACAAGGCAACUUCCAGCCAAACAGAGGAAAUCAGAACUAUCAGCAGAAUCAAGGGUCACGAACGGAGUUUAAGUUUCAGAUGAUAGAUGGAUGGGUGGCGAACAAUGCGCAGAUGUGCCAAUACUGUAUGUAUGGCAAUCACCAGACGCAAGGAUGCAAGUUUGCGAACACACCACCAGAACAGAACCCGAAUCUGUUUGCCUUCAGAGAAUGGCAACGACUGCGCGGCCUGGGUGGUUGGCGUCAAGCAGUGGCAAAUGGAUAUGACAUCAUCGCCCAAUGGUACCAGCAUAAAGCCAGCUUCCCAAAUCAGCAAGGAAACGGAAACUAUGGGAAUGGAAACGGAAAUGGUGGCCAAGGCGGUGGCAAUCGUGGUGGCUACCGCGGCGGCUUCAGAGGGAGAAACAGAGGCUAUGGCCGCGGAAACUGGAAUGGCGGCAACCGUAACGGUGGAAACGGAUGUGGCCAAGGAAACUACCAACAGGGCGGUGGCCAAUACAAUAAUGGCGGCGGCGGACAGAAUAUGAACCCGGCCAACGAAAUUGGGCAACAACAGGGAAAUGUGCAAGGCGCUCAACAAGGAG